AAAUGUCAACAUCAACACAGCAACGAAAGUUAAUUUUCUAUAAUAUUUAUUAUACAAGACAUAAAGUUCUCACAUAUACGUAUCGCAUUUUAAAAUGGCUGAUGUAGAUGCAGUGACACUGGGAAAAGUAAGCUACUAUCUUCGGGAGAAGUAUAUCCGUCAUGCCCACAAUGCUAUACACGAGGGCCUCAAGAAGUAUGGAAAUGAUCCAGUGCUGCGAUUUUUCAAUGCCUAUGUUUCUAUAUUGGAAGAUCGAAUCCAGGAAGGAAUGCGGGAGCUGGAAUCGAUCAAGGGAAUCCGUGAGGUGAUGCUCUGUUCGAUACUGGCUCUGCAGUAUGCACACAGGCUAUCAACAGCUGUUGACCGUGAAGCACUGGAGGAACUGGAUGCAAGGUUGAAGCAGGAGAGGAGGGGUGCUGGCGAGAAGGCACUCUACUUUGCUGCGCUGUUUCUCUUCCACGUUGACCGCGUGGAUAAGGCACGUGAAUACAUCGACAAGAUGUUGAAGAUCGAUCCAUAUAAUCCAGAGGGCAACUCUCUGAAGGGCUGGAUUGAGCUCGCGUCCGGUAAGGACAUCAAGAAAGCCGGCAAGCACUUCGAGGACUCCCUCAGUGCGUCUCCGCCCGCAAAGAAUCUCGACGGUCUCUUCGGGAAGGCGAGCUACCUCGCGAGCAAGCACAACUACAGUGGCGCCCUCGAGACGCUCAAUCAGCUCGUCGUCGCGUUCCCGCAGUUUGUGCCGACGCUCGUCGAGAAGAUGAAGAUCCAGGUGGCGCUGCAAACGUGGGAGGACGCGAUCGAAACGGCGCACAGAGCUUUGGGUAAAGAGCCACGAUGCAUCGAAGCGAAAAAAUUCCUGCUGGUCUUUCAAAUCGCACGUGAGGGUCAGCUACUGAAUGCAGUGGAAGCGAUCUCAGACCUCAUGCGGGAUAUAGACAUGCUAGAACCAAAGAAUGCUCAGCUGUACUAUGACGUAGGGAAGCUGAUUGCUCGAAUAGUGGGUAGGGACGAGCAGUUGUUGGUGCACACAUACACGUUCAUCGAGCGUGCGGCUCAGCUGGAGAACAUACAUGCGGACUACGUCACCGAGCUCGGUCACCAGUGUCUCCUGCAGGAACGCUACAAGGACGCGCUCAAGUGCUUCCGCAACGCCAUGCGGCUAGACGAGACCAACGUCCAGGCGUUAACCGGUCAGAUCAGAGUGCAGUUGCUUCUGGGACAGGUGGAGGAAGCUCAACAACAGCUCGAGUUUCUGAAAGAGGUGCAAGCAACGAUCGGUAAAUCCGCGGAGCUGAGUUACCUCGGGGCCGUGCUGGCGCUCAAGCAGCGGCGUCCCCACGACGUCAUCGUCCCGCUCUUCAAUGAGGCGAUUGAGGCGCACUUCGCGCAGCUGCGCGGCCUGCCACUAGGCGACACCUACUACUGCAUGCUCAACCCCGACCUACUGAUGUGCAUUGUCAAGGACUACCUGACUCUCGCGCCUGGACAGCCGGCUUCCAGCGGCCAGCCAAUGAUCAGCCCGGUGUUGAAGAAAUGUAGCGCCAUCUUGGAUCCGGUUGUGCGUCUUGCGCCCGGUCUAGUGGAGGGCUUGUACCUGAUGGCCAAGGUCAAAUUUCUCAUCGGUGACGUGGACUUGGCCCAGGCCUCUCUGAACCACUGCCUGGAGCUGGACAACAGAUUUGCCGACGCCCACUUACUCAUGGCGCAGAUCUACCUGCAGAAGGAGGAGUACAGCCUCACGAAUCAGUCGCUGGAGGUCGCUCUUAGUCACAACUUUGCCAUAAGAGAGCAUCCGAUCUACCACCUGAUCAAAGCCAGAGCUCAGAAGAAACUUGGGAACAUCGAGGAGGCAGCUAAGACGUUGAAGACUGCCAUGGGCCUCCCUGGAGUCAAGCUGCAUGGUUCAGGACCGCAAGAGGUUCACCUAAUAGCGAUGCACUCCAAUCCAGUGAACGUGGCUGCUGAUGAGCAAUACUACAUCGAGGCUCGUGAGAAGAUGGCCUACAUCUACCUGCACCACCGCAAGGACAAGCGACUGUACGCGAGCUGCUAUAGGGAGCUGGUGGAGAAGAAUCCGACUCCACAAACAUGCCUGCUGCUCGGUGAUGCCUACAUGAGCAUUCAGGAGCCCGAGAGAGCGAUCGACGUCUACGAGCAAGCCCUGAAGACGAAUCCCCGCGACUCUGCCCUAGCCAGCAAGAUAGGCCAGGCUCUCGUGCAGACUCACAACUACGGCAAGGCGAUCAAUUACUACGAGAAGGCGUUGCAGUCGGGCAACAAGAACUACCUGCGCUACGAUCUCGCUGACCUGCUGCUCAAGCUGCGUCAGUACGAUCGCGCUGAGAGGGAGCUAGAAGCCGCAUUGACACGCGACCAGGGAGGUGAGCGCUCUGCUGCAGUUGAUGGCUUGUUGCUGCUCCCUGUGUUUCCAACACAGCCAUGCUUGACAUUGCCCCGUGUGCUGUUCCUUUGUAGAGUGUUGAACAGAGUUCAGGUGGAGCAGCCGGAUUCUGUCUCGGCCUCAAAGCAGAUGGCGGCCGACAUCUGUGUGGACAUUGCUGAGCACGCCACGACCUCGCGCGACAUGGGCAAAGCCAGCAAGUUCUAUAAGGAGGCGCUCAUCUACAGGGAAGGAGAUAGCAAGAUCAUGCUAGCACUAGCCAAGCUGUAUCUGCAACUCGAGGACCUGGACUCGUGCAUGCAGACGUGUACGACGCUGCUGAAGAGUGACAAGAACAACAACGCGGCCACCGUCAUGAUGGCAGACCUCAUGUUCCGCAAGAACGAGUUUGAGACAUCAACGUUUCACUUUCAACAGCUGUUGGAGAGAAAUCCAGAUCACUACGAAGCGUUGUCGAGGAUGAUUCAGCUGCUGCGCCGGAUCGGAACUCUCGAGGACACGCCGCAUUACCUGAAGCUGGCCGAGCAUCACUCGCCCCGAGCAACCAUCCACCCGGGCUUCAACUACUGCCAGGGGCUCUACUCGUGGUACAGUGGCGAUGCUAACACUGCCCUCAAGCACUUCAACAUGGCUCGCCGCGACUCGGAGUGGGGCGACAAAGCGCUGCAUUGUAUGAUAGAGAUCUGCCUCAAUCCGGACAACAACACGAUUGGUGGAGAGACGUUCGAAGGAGUGGAUGCCGACCUGAGUUCCGGCGAUGCCGACCAGAUGGCGUUGAAAACAGCGUCGAAGCUAAUCCAGGAGUUGAAGCAACAGCCGGGCGACGUUCGACCGCAGAUUCUUCACAAUAAACUACUGAUCGCGACCAAGGACAAAAGCAACGUAGAGAGGGCGCUGCAGUCAUUCAUGCAGAUCUGCUCGGCCGAGGGAUACCGCGACCAGGUUGGUGCGCUGCAUGGCAUGGCGACAGCCUACAUGGUCCUCAAACAGGCACCGAAGGCGCGGAACCAACUGAAGCUCAUCUCGAAGAAGAACUGGACGUUCGAGGAUGCCGAAGACCUGGAGAAAAGCUGGCUGCUGCUCGCCGAUAUCUACAUACAGUCGGGGAAGUAUGAUAUGUCAACUGAGCUCCUGAAACGCUGCGUGCAGCACAACAAGUCCUGCAGCAAGGCUUACGAGUACAUGGGCUACAUCAUGGAGAAGGAGUCUGCAUACAAGGAUGCUGCCAAGAGCUACGAGUUAGCCUGGAAGCACAGCAACAAAAGCAACCCUUCGAUCGGGUACAAGCUGGCAUUCAACUAUCUGAAGGCAAAGAGAUAUGUAGAAGCAAUUGAUGUUUGUAGACACGUCCUGGAGCAACAUCCAACAUACCCUAAGAUACGGAAAGACAUUCUAGAGAAAGCCAGGGCUAACCUGAGAAUCUGAGCAAACCGUAUACCAGUUACAUCGUUGUAUUAUCAGUGGUACCACUCCUUUACUUACUCCAGUACUCCCUUUCCCUAACCAUAGUCCUACAGUGCAGUUCUUUAGCUACUUGCAAUGUCUAUUUGUGAUGUCACCACACUGUACACAUAAUGACCAUACAAUUCUUAAUCCUGAGGCUCUAUAUAUGCAUCCUUUGAUGUUUUUUAAUUGCACUGAGAUUUAAUGUUGAUGUGAUGGCAAUCUCCCCAGCUUAUAUAAAUGGCUGGAUAUAUAUAUAUAUAUAGAUGAUAUUGUUUGACAAGCUGUUGCAGUUUGCAUGUGCGUGUGUGAAUGUUUGUACAUGCGUGCGUGUGUGUUCUCUUCAGUGGAAUAAAGAUAAUGUAUUAAAAUGUAUGCGUAAACUCGCAAAAUUAUGAGCAUGUAUAGAGCAGUCUAUGCAGAUGUUCGUGAUGAGAUGCAUAUAUUAUCCGAGUUCACACGUAGCAAGAAAUCCGGUAUUUAGCGUUCACACGAGGCAAAAUGCGCGGUCCA
This is a messenger RNA of Priapulus caudatus, 4357 nucleotides long. RefSeq names its product tetratricopeptide repeat protein 21B-like. The coding region runs from base 95 to 3826 and encodes 1243 amino acids. Gene Ontology annotation, molecular function: protein binding. NCBI's taxonomy places the organism in Eukaryota, Metazoa, Priapulida, Priapulimorpha, Priapulimorphida, Priapulidae. The transcript has 27 exons. Gene Ontology annotation, biological process: protein localization to cilium; intraciliary retrograde transport. The record is from RefSeq and is a predicted model, not a curated record. Gene Ontology annotation, cellular component: intraciliary transport particle A.